Molecule: messenger RNA, 1818 nt
Organism: Wallemia ichthyophaga EXF-994
Lineage: Eukaryota; Fungi; Basidiomycota; Wallemiomycetes; Wallemiales; Wallemiaceae
Product: Protein NEDD1
Exons: 3
Coding region: 1-1818 (605 amino acids)
Biological process (GO): mitotic cell cycle; microtubule nucleation
Cellular component (GO): centriole; spindle pole; pericentriolar material
Molecular function (GO): gamma-tubulin binding
Source: RefSeq, a predicted model, not a curated record
AUGACCAACCCACCCCCGCGACUAAUCGCUCUCUCCCAAUCCCAGCUAAUCCUCAUAAAUGACGUUAACAAGCUCGAUUACGUGGCUUUGAACAAGGAUCUCAAUUUACUCUUCAACUCCCCUAACAACCUCGUCUUGGCUGGUCAUGACGGCGUUUUUCAAUUUGAUCCCUCAAUUUCCAAUUUAUCAAAUCUAGUUUUACCUGUUACCUCCCCUUCCUCCCCACAUCACAUUGAACCAAUCACCGCUAUUGACGCGUCUUCAAACACCCUCUACUUUGCUAGAGAACAUAAUGUUUACGCCUCUGAUACUCUCCAUAAGCGUAUCCAACUCCUUUAUCAAGGCCACACUGGUAUAAUCCUAGAGCUAUCCCUAUCAACCCACCAAACCCACCUCGCUAGCUGCUCAAAAGCAGGCGCUUUAAUCCUCCACGAUUUGAUCCAACACUCGUACCACAUCCUUAAUUACUCCCCACGUGAAUCCUUAUCCUGUUGCGCGUUUUCCCCGCACUUCAAUUUCAUCCUAUGCACUGCUACUGCGUCAGGAACACUCCUCAUACACAACACGUCAUUCUUAAAUGACCCUCCUUACUUGAUCUUCCCCAAGCUUCACCCCUCCCCAAUCACCUCCAUCGCCUACUCUCACGCUUCAAAAUCUUUAAUAGCAACUGUCUCAAAGGACGGCUGGAUCGCUGUGAUCGAUAUCGAGACUAAAUCCGUAAUAAGAGUCAUCAACACCACUCACAAUCUCACUUCACUAGCCUUCGAAGGCGCUCUUCUCGUAGCUGGUACUGCUGAUGGUAGAAUUUUCAUUUACAAUUUAAGAUCUGGUUCAUCUCCACAGACUAUUAACUGCUCUAGCCAUCCCAUCGAUGCACUCAUCUUUCAAAAAGAUAAGCGGAAGCCAGUUGGUCUUAAAGCGCGCGAUUAUGCUGUACAUUUCGCUGAGCCGCUAGUGACUGAUCAAUCAAAGGAUGAUCGCUUGACACGUGAUAAAAAGAGCAACUCUUCUUCUAACCUCUCAGCGUUAGCGAUGAAUCCUGCUCGCCAUUCACUAUCCUCUCUCAUAUCUUCAAGUGCAGUUCCACUACCACCUUCUAAAGAUCCACCAAGAGACACACAAAAAGAUACACAAAACAAAGAACUUUCAACUCAAAACCUACCAGUGUACAUGCCCUCAAGCGCAGGUGCACUGCGUCCUAACGCCAAUCUCACCGAUAAAGUUAACUCUGACGAGCAACUUCAUACAAGAUCUAGGCGUACAUCUGGCAACGCCGUCUCUCAACCACGUCCAGUCUCUAUGGCCAACAGCACAGACAGUCACCUCGCCACAGUUAAUGCCUCACUUAAUCCAAAUGCUAGUCUACCAAGAAGGCGCAGACAUAGCAGCAGAUCUGAGAAUAGACCGCGCAUCGAUGAGGUAGAUUGGUUUAAGGAUCUUCGAGAGAAUCGAGAGAAAGAAAAGACUUCGAAGCAAACAGCUGCGCCGGUUAGUUAUCACAACAACAGUUUAAAAAGGAGUGGAAGCAGCAGCUCGUUGCGUCAAUACGGCCACAAUCAUAGCCGCACCAAUUCCAUUGACAGGAACGCUGAGAAACCGGCAUCCUUACAAUCCACUCAGCCGUCACAAGAGGAAACGCUCAAAAAGUUGAUUGAAAGCGCCAACGCUCUGAGCUUAAGCACUGAAAUUCAGAAAGCUAGGGAUGUACUGGAAGGUGAUUACAAAAUCAAACUAGAGAGUUACUCUCAAGAGAUACGUAAGCUUCGUUCAGAAAAUGCACUGCUCAGGAGAGAAAACGAUAGAAUUCGGCGACAAUGA